AUGCCCACGUUGAAUCUUUCUAUAUUCAAAUAUCCACUCGGGAUUAUACGUGUUGUUGAAUUUGUUUUCAUCGUCAUAGCUAUAGCAGCUGUGAACAGUUGGGAUAUAACGCUCAACUAUAAUUGCCCAAAUAACAGUACACAUAAAGCUGAGGUGUCUACAUUUAGCUUAGCUGGAGCUUCUAUAGAAGAUUGUAUGAAUUCGACUUCAAAACUAUGGACAUCUGACGAUGGUGCUGGAGGGAGUGCAGGAUUUUUCUACUUCGUUAAUGUUGCCGCCCUGGUUUACGUGCUCAUCAUUGCCUUCGCCUAUGUGGUAUUUUGGCCUCUUUAUCAAGGGGAAAAGAGAUUGGCCCUUGGAGAUCUUGCUUUGACCGCUCUUUUCUUCAUUCUCUUUUUCUUCUGCUCAGCAACAUGGUGGGCUGGAUCAAAUACUCUAGGUUAUUCUACAGGUGAGGAGCGUAUCAUGGAACUAAUGAAAGGGAAUAGUCGUUUUUGGAAAGACGCUCCCGAUUCAACCUUGGAAUUGUCAAGAAAUGUGAACAACGGAAAACUGGUGAUAUCAGUUCUCUGCGAUUGGGUUUGCGUUCUUACUUUUGCCAUGAAUUGUUGGCAGGUAGGUUUCAUUUCAUCAACGUUCCUUUUCGGAUCUGCCGGCGAAAUGUUGAUUAUCCUUCUGAAGCUGGUUAUGUCGAUAUUUGUAUGCACAAUUAUGGCAGGAAAACGAGGCGGCGGAAGGCCACGCCCUAGACCUCCAAGACGGAGAACUGGAACAAAGCCGAGGUCUCGCAAGAGACCAAAACAAAAGAAACCUUCAAGAUCAAAAAAUAAGAAAAAGAAGACAGGCCAUAAAACAAAAGGGAGCAAAAAAGGAAAGAAGAAAGCUGUAGAAAAAAAGAAAAAAUCGAAAAAACGUCCGAAAGGACUUCCAGAAACUGGUGGUUCCGAUUUUACACGUAGCAACAGACAGGAAGCGGAACCGAAGGAUGAGGCAUCUGAAGCGGAUGCUGAACGUGUCGACGAUGAACAAAGUCCAGAUGAAGCAGAUGGCGUGGUGGCAAACGAAAUCAACGAAAUGCGUGAGUACGGGAAACAAACUGGAUUUCCCGCAGGUGAAAUAAACAAUAGAGUCACUGUCGAUAAAUUGAAGGACAAGAACGGACAACCAUACUUCACCUCAGGACGUUUUGGAGCUACAUUCCUCUUGCCUGGUUUGAAUAUGGAGACCUUAAAAGAGAAUGAAGAGGCACCCAGCCAAAGUGGUUAA
Molecule: messenger RNA, 1266 nt
Organism: Necator americanus (New World hookworm)
Lineage: Eukaryota; Metazoa; Nematoda; Chromadorea; Rhabditida; Ancylostomatidae
Exons: 13
Coding region: 1-1266 (421 amino acids)
Cellular component (GO): synaptic vesicle membrane; synaptic vesicle
Source: RefSeq, a predicted model, not a curated record